AUGCUACUUGAAAUCUCCUGUGCGUCCGACUUUCUGUGCCGGUUCCUCACUGCGUCGUCGUCGUGCACCCCCCAGAUAAUCGACGACUUCAAGAAGGAGACCGUUGCACUGAUGCAAGAGAAGUACACCGACCAUUGGGACCCACAGCGACCACACUACGGCAAUGGAUACAGGGCCAUCACCUCCUUCGGCGGCAAAGUGGACCCUCUCUUGUGCAAGGCUGCACAAAAGAGCUCGUUACCGAUGGAAACCCUGCAGGGUCUGAUUCCUAGGGAUUUGGUCCUUUGGGUCGAGCCCUUCACAGUCUCGUUUCGUGUCGGCGAUCACGGCUCGAUCAACACUAUCUACGAUGGCUCCCGUGGCAAGGUCUCGAUGAAGGCGGAUAACUCGCCGUUCCAACUGAAGGUCAUGGGGCGUCCUUCCUAUGCUGCUCGCAUCUCCCCUCCCCCCUCGCCUCCCAAC
This is a messenger RNA of Gamsiella multidivaricata, 462 nucleotides long. RefSeq lists its product as uncharacterized. The record is from RefSeq and is a predicted model, not a curated record. The transcript is spliced from 2 exons. Lineage: Eukaryota; Fungi; Mortierellomycota; Mortierellomycetes; Mortierellales; Mortierellaceae. The annotation marks the transcript as partial. Gene Ontology annotation, cellular component: nucleus; cytoplasm. Gene Ontology annotation, biological process: negative regulation of cell population proliferation; negative regulation of mitotic cell cycle.